AUGUCAUAGAAGGUAUUAGAAGGCUAAGGUGUAUACUUUUACAUUCUUUAUUUAGUUCUUUACUACGGCCUGGCGCCCGUGUAUGUAUAAGUAAUGAAAAUAUUAUAACUGUGUGGUUUGUGUAAUAUUCAGUAAAAAGUUUUAUGUUUAAUUUUGAUGAUUGAAAUUCAAAACUAAAGAAACAUGGAUUUAUCAACAAUAUGUCAACUUCUUUUCUUAUUCUCAAUACUGAACGUAGUAUUAGCUGGUGAUAUGAUGAGGAAAUCGAUUGUUUACGACAAAAAAACACCCAAUGUAUUUUAUUGUCCAUUAAAUAAACCUACUGGUUUUGAUAAAUUGUUUGUGCAUUCAAGACCACUAAAAAAAUUAUGCGAAUUUGAUGGAAAACCUUUGCCUGAAGACUACAAAUCUGAUUGCUUUCAAGAUGUUGAUGAAACUGAAUAUGCUUGCAAAGAAAAAUAUAGAAUUAUGAUGCGUCUUCACCCACCUGGUACCGAAAACGACAAAGAGAGUACAAAAUGGGAAAAAGCUUAUAAAAAAGUUGUUAGAAAACGUAAGAGACAACAAUCACAAUAAAUAGUUUUACAUGAUGAUAUUAAAUAUUAAAUAAUAAACGGAAUACUUAGAUACUUAAUUUAUAAUAUCUUAGAUUACAAAUAAAAAAAAUAAUAACACUGUGUAUAAAAAUGGGUGCUGCAAUAAAUAUUAAUAUAAUUUUAUUUUUUU
This is a messenger RNA of Melanaphis sacchari, 726 nucleotides long. RefSeq lists its product as uncharacterized. NCBI's taxonomy places the organism in Eukaryota, Metazoa, Arthropoda, Insecta, Hemiptera, Aphididae. Bases 184 to 576 code for a protein of 130 amino acids. The record is from RefSeq and is a predicted model, not a curated record. The transcript is spliced from 5 exons.